AUGAAGACCGUACUGCUGGUGAUUGCCGCUUUGGCUGUGGUUAGUGCGGAAUGGAUCGAUAUCGAUUGGUCCCAGGUUAAGCCGAUCGAAGAAUUCGACCACUAUUGGGCUCGUAUACCGCAGGAAUGGCAGUUCUUGCGAAAACUAACACCAUCACGCAGAGUCACGAAUGGGCAGGAGGCCACUCUGGGUCAAUUUCCCUAUCAAGUUGCGUUGCUCAGUAAUUUUGCCGGUGGUACCGGUAUCUGUGGAGCAACCGUUUUGACCAAUAACUACAUCCUGACUGCUGCUCACUGUGUCCAGAACGCUCAAGGAGGAACCGCUAUCAUCGGUGCUCAUGACCGUACCGUCAAUGAGGCAUCUCAGCAGAGAAUUGGAUUCGGAGCAAGUGGCAUUAGAAUCCACGAAGGAUAUAUUCCGACUAACAUCAGAAACGACGUCGCCGUUGUACGCUUGAACAAUCCCAUCGUUUUCGGUAAUUGGGUAACGCCAGUUGGCAUUCCCUAUUGGACCGAUAGCCGUCAUUUUGCGGGACAGACCGGAACUGUAUCCGGAUUUGGACGUUUUUCCGAUUCCAGCACGUCUACCUCCGCCGUAAUUAGAUUCGCUAGUAACCCAAUUCUGACCGAGGCGGACUGUUUGCAGCGUUGGGGCAACAAUGGUAACCUCAUCCAGCCGCAGAAUAUUUGUCUGUCCGGCGAAGGUGGCCGCUCGGCAUGCAAUGGCGACUCCGGCGGUCCGCUGACCAUCACCGAGGAUGGCGACACACUGCAGGUCGGUAUCGUUUCUUUCGGAUCGGCCGCUGGCUGCUCGAUUGGAAUGCCGUCGGUGUAUGCGCGUGUCACACACUUCCGUCAAUGGAUCGUCAACAAUUCCGAUUUUUAG
Messenger RNA from Sabethes cyaneus, 885 nucleotides. RefSeq names its product brachyurin-like. Lineage: Eukaryota; Metazoa; Arthropoda; Insecta; Diptera; Culicidae. Gene Ontology annotation, molecular function: serine-type endopeptidase activity. The coding region runs from base 1 to 885 and encodes 294 amino acids. The record is from RefSeq and is a predicted model, not a curated record. Gene Ontology annotation, biological process: proteolysis. The transcript has a single exon.